Messenger RNA from Polistes dominula (European paper wasp), 915 nucleotides. RefSeq lists its product as uncharacterized. NCBI's taxonomy places the organism in Eukaryota, Metazoa, Arthropoda, Insecta, Hymenoptera, Vespidae. The record is from RefSeq and is a predicted model, not a curated record.
AUGACAUCGCAAAAACAGCUCGAACAAAAGCAGAAUUUAGGAUCGCGAUUAACGCACUUCGAAAAUUUAAUUGAAGAAGGAAGUUUAAGUGUAGAUGAACUAAGAAGGCGUUACGAACGUCUUACCAAACAAGUAGAUGAUUAUGAAUCAUUGUAUGAAAAGUGUGGUAAUAACAGUGCCGGAGAGACAGGAGUCGACGAUCUAGACCAACUCAUAGAAAGAUAUCACGUGAUCGGAGACAAAAUUCAUUUAAACGAUACCGCCGCAGUUAACAACCCGAAUAACUCUAACGAAAACAACGAUAUCACGAAAACUCGCGAUCAACAAAUACAAUUACGGCGUCUUGAGAUCCCGCGAUUCGACGGGAAUAUAGGGAAAUGGAUCCCAUUUAAAUCUAGCUUGUUAACCCUCGUAGACGCGCGUAGUGAUAUAUCGGACUUAGAAAAACACGUAUACUUUCGCGACUCCUUUCCCGGCGAGGCCCUUCAAACGAUCGAACAUUAUCAAUUAACCGGGGAAAAAUAUAAGGACGCGUGGGGAGCCUUACUGAGGGCGUUCGAUGUACCACGUAUACUAUUAGCCCGGGUAAUCGACGCGUUAAUCGACAUACCCCGACCGAAGGCCGGAUCAGCGAAGGACGUAACUGCAUUUUUGAACGAACUGCGUUCUCACAUCUCCACACUUGAGACAUUUAAUGAAAGUUCAGUGGCCUGGCAAGUACGCCUCGCUGAACGCGCGUUACCCCCCGAGAUGCUACAAGAAUGGAACAAACAGAUAGAUUCCGACGAAUAUCUGACUAUCGAGCAAUUCUUUAAUUUUUUAACCCGAUAUGCGCGUGCGUGUGCUUCGCUGGAAACGUCAUCAACUCCGCGAACCUCGAGCCCCGCGCAAAACGUAAAUAUCCCGAGAAGAUGA